Molecule: messenger RNA, 387 nt
Organism: Arvicola amphibius (Eurasian water vole)
Lineage: Eukaryota; Metazoa; Chordata; Mammalia; Rodentia; Cricetidae
Product: 60S ribosomal protein L27-like
Exons: 1
Coding region: 1-387 (128 amino acids)
Biological process (GO): translation
Cellular component (GO): ribosome; cytosolic large ribosomal subunit
Molecular function (GO): structural constituent of ribosome
Source: RefSeq, a predicted model, not a curated record
AUGAGCAAGUUCAUGAAACCCGGGAAGGUGGUGCUCGUCCUGGCUGGACGCUACUCCGGACGCAAAGCCGUCAUCGUGAAGAACAUUGAUGACGGCACCUCAGACCGCCCUUACAGCCAUGCCCUGGUGGCUGGAAUUGACCGCUAUCCCCGAAAAGUGACAGCUGCUAUGGGCAAGAAGAAAGUUGCCAAGAGAUCCAAGAUCAAGUCCUUUGUGAAGGUUUAUAACUACAACCACCUGAUGCCCACAAGGUACUCUGUGGACAUCCCCCUGGACAAAACUGUUGUCAACAAUGAUGUCUUUAGGGACCCAGCCCUGAAACGCAAGGCAAGGCGGGAAGCCAAGGUCAAAUUUGAGGAACUAUACAAGACAGGGAAGAACAAAUAG